AAUCGUACUGGACAUUGGCUCACUUUGCCUAAUGGAAUGGGACUGAAAAGAAUGCUUGCUCUUCUCCUUCUCGUCUUAGCUUUCUUGCAAAGUGAAGUGGUGGUCGGUCAGAUUGCCUUUCCCCCUUAUUCCACUCAGUACCCAUAUCCUUGGCUUCCUUCGACUUAUCCGUGUUACCCGAUUUGUAACAAUUGUGGUGGAUGCAACAUAAUAAUUAUAAAUAGUACGAGCUCUAUUACCGUUCCUCCUCCGAUCGUUUUGCCUCCGAUCACCGCUCCACCGACGAUGCCGCCGACAACGAUGCCACCUACGACUCCGCCACCCACAAAGCCACCAACAACUCUUCCACCGACCAUGCCACCAACGCUGCCCCCGACAACUAUUCCACCUACCAAACCACCAACCGAGCCACCGACGACCAUUCCACCUACUACGCCACCCACCAAGCCACCGACGACUAUUCCACCUACUACGCCACCCACCGAGCCACCGACGACUAUUCCACCUACUAUGCCUCCCACCGAGCCACCGACGACUAUUCCACCUACUAUGCCUCCCACCGAGCCACCAACUGUACCCCCUACGACACCUCCUCCUACGACUACAACCAGCACCCCUACUACGACAACAACACAAACAACUACAACGACAACCCCAACUACAACAACUCCCCCACCAACGACUACAACAGAAAUGCCUAUCACCACGACCACUACAUCCACGAGAAAACCGACAAAGAAAAUAACAACAACUACAACUACAACAUGGUACAUUUAUCCAUCUUGGUGUGGUAAUUGGUGUAAUACUUAUUUUGCAAGGAAGAACGUUGCUAGAAAGUGCAUACUUCUAGUCUGGCUGGGUUUGUGAAAAAAAGAGGCGUAUAUCGCUUCACAAACGACUUAUACACGAACCGACAAAAGUUAAAUGUUUAUAAUAAUAAUUGUAUAUUUUAUUG
Molecule: messenger RNA, 955 nt
Organism: Cimex lectularius (bed bug)
Lineage: Eukaryota; Metazoa; Arthropoda; Insecta; Hemiptera; Cimicidae
Product: mucin-2-like
Exons: 3
Coding region: 37-867 (276 amino acids)
Source: RefSeq, a predicted model, not a curated record